Trichosporon asahii var. asahii CBS 2479 is the source of this 864-nucleotide messenger RNA. RefSeq lists its product as uncharacterized. Gene Ontology annotation, cellular component: cytoplasm. Lineage: Eukaryota; Fungi; Basidiomycota; Tremellomycetes; Trichosporonales; Trichosporonaceae. The transcript has 3 exons. The record is from RefSeq and is a predicted model, not a curated record. The coding region runs from base 1 to 864 and encodes 287 amino acids.
AUGGCACUCAAGAUCCUCACCCGUAAAGACGUCGACAAAAUCCUCGAUGCUCUCGACUUACAGGCUGCUGUAGACUCGCAGGCGGCCGUCUUUGAAGCAUACUCCGGCCCAAAGACAACGGACGGUAAGAUGGCGGCGGUCGACCGUAAAACAGCUAUCAAAAUCGUGUCCGUUCCCACGUCCGGCGGUGACGGCCUUCCCGGGACCACGCUCAUCAUGGAUGAGCUCCUUGGCAACGGCAAGCCCACCAACAUUGUCCUCUUUGGAUCUGGAGCGCAAGCUGAGGCCCACGCUCGCAUGUUCCUCGGACUUUAUCCGAGCAUUACCAAGUGCACCGUUGUCAAUCGAAGACCGACUGAGAGGGCGGCUCACCUCGUUGAUGCUCUUGUGAAGGCGUUCCCGAAGGUCGAGGUGUGCCUCGGAAUCACGUCUGAGAAUGACUUCAAGCUCUCCGAAACGGUCAAGGACGCCGACAUCAUCUGCACGAUGACCUCAUCCACUCAGGCUCUGUUCGCUUCGAAGGACGUCAAGCCGGGUGCUCACAUGUGCCUGAUCGGCUCAUACAAGAAGCACAUGCGCGAGGUCGAGGAUGACCUCGUCAAGCGAGCGGGCAUCGUUCUGGUCGACUCAAAGGAGGCGUGCGAGGCAGAGGCUGGAGAGUUGCAUAACCUGACCGAGGACCAGAUGGUUGAGAUCGGAAAGGUCGUCAAGGACAAGUCUAAGGCCGAUCCGAUCAAGCAGGCUGGCGAUGUGACAAUGUUCAAGAGCGUCGGUCUCGGUGUCCAGGAUGUGGCUAUUGCGCAGACCGUCCUCGAUCAGGCAGAGAAGCUGGGGCUUGGCUCCGUCAUCGAAGAUUACGAUUGA